Molecule: messenger RNA, 543 nt
Organism: Parastagonospora nodorum SN15
Lineage: Eukaryota; Fungi; Ascomycota; Dothideomycetes; Pleosporales; Phaeosphaeriaceae
Exons: 2
Coding region: 1-543 (180 amino acids)
Biological process (GO): exocytosis
Cellular component (GO): Golgi to plasma membrane transport vesicle; cell tip
Molecular function (GO): guanyl-nucleotide exchange factor activity
Source: RefSeq, a predicted model, not a curated record
AUGGCGGCGACUGUCGAACUUCCACCACCGCCAGCUCCAUCAAUACCGACAAAGCACGUCCACAACUGCCCAGAAUGCGGGACUAGCAUUCAACUUGAUACAGGAGAGGUGGAGAUGGCAAGGAGAAAGAUUGUAGAGCUCGAAGCGCAGAUGGAGUUCUUGAAGGAGAAGGCUACGGCUGCUGGUAGGUUGCUGUCCUCAGCACAAGCAGACACCGAGCUGCUGAACGAGCUUGAACGCGAGCGAGCACUCCGCGCCAAAGCCGAAGAACGGGCCGAAAAGGUCGACUCGGAGAUUGAGGAACUCAGCGUGCAGCUGUUCUCCCAAGCAAAUGAAAUGGUCGCGACAGAACGAAAGGCCCGCGCCAAGCUCGAAGAAAGGAUCGAGAUACUGGAGAGGAAGGACAAGGACAAGAUGGCCAGGUUAGACAGGCUCGAGAAGGCUGUGAGCAGGAUCGAUCGCGUGAAGGCGAUACUCAAUCAGCCGCAGACAAACGGCGUGGCCGCAGGAGGUGCUAUGCUUGCGCCGCCUGCGAAGAGAUGA